AUGCGCGUAGUUCUUGUCAGCGGCGGUGUCAUCUCCGGCGUGGGAAAGGGUACGUCCUGUCCUCAGUCUUCGCAUUCGCCGUCCACCUCGAUGCAGCAACGCGUUAGCAGCAGCUUCGGGGGACGAUGUGAACCACGGCAUGGAGAAUGUUUUGUCCUUGCCGACGGCGGGGAGACGGAUCUCGACCUCGGCAACUACGAAAGGUAUCUCGGCAUUCAGCUCAGCAACGAGAGUAACAUGACCACCGGCAAAAUCUACAAGCUUGUUCUGGAUAAAGAAAGACGAGGCGACUACCUAGGAAAGAGUACGGAAUCGAAGAUGAAAACUUGGGCCGCGGCUAUUAUGAUCAAUGCCGUGACGGCCACGCCACCUGUCGCGGUCCAGGUUGUUCCUCACAUCACAGAUGCAAUGCAAGAAUGGAUCGAAAGAGUCGCCAAAAUUCCUGUAGACGAUUCGGGAGAGGAGCCUGACGUCUGUAUUAUUGAACUGGGUGGUACCGUCGGAGACAUUGAGUCUGCCCCCUUCAUCGAGGCCUUGGUCCAACUUAGACACAGACUCGGUCGGGAAAAAUUUUUCAGCAUUGCAGUGUCAUACGUACCCAUUAUCAACGGGGAGGAAAAGACCAAGCCGACACAACACGCUAUCAAGCAAAUGCGAAUGGCUGGAUUGAUCCCUGACAUGGUUGCCUGUCGCUGCGAGCGGGAACUGGAUGACGCCACAAUCCAGAAAAUCGCUCGAAGCUGUCAAGUCGAAUACGAACAAGUCAUUGGCGUUCGAGACAUGGAGACCAUCUACCAAGUGCCGUUGCUCCUCGAGCAGGAAGGUCUACUGAAGCAGCUACAAAAAGGCCUCGCCCUGGACAAGACUACCUUUACUCUGCCAGCAGCCAGAGUCCAGCAGGGACAGGCCCUGUGGGAUAUCUGGACUAAAACUGUCGCUCCCAAACAUCACCUGCCGCCUGUUACCAUCGCCUUGGUUGGAAAGUACGUGACUCUUGACGACGCUUACCUUAGCGUGCAUAAAGCUCUUGAACACUCAGCUAUGCGGUGUGGCCGUAAGCUAAACCUCGUUUCGGUGGAUUCUGAGCACCUUGAGCACGACAUGCAACAGAAGGAACCCACCAAGUACCACAAUGCCUGGAAGGCUCUUUGUGAAGCUGAAGGAAUUAUAGUUCCUGGCGGUUUUGGCUCAAGAGGAGUGGAAGGCAUGAUUGAAACCACAAAGUGGGCUCGAGAGCGACGAGUUCCCUUCCUUGGCAUCUGCCUCGGUCUACAGGUUGCGGUUAUGGAGUACGCCCGUAAUAUAAUGGGGUUGAGAGAUGCUACCUCUGAAGAAAUAUCUGCCCAUGCAGAGCACCGGGUAGUUAUUUUCAUGCCGGAAGGGUCCAAGGAACAAAUGGGCGGCACGAUGAGACUCGGCACUCGAACGUCCCACUUCAAGCCUGGGACGGAAUGGAGCAAGCUUCGCGCCAUGUACGGUGGCGCCGAUGUUGUGGUGGAACGUCACCGACACCGUUAUGAGGUCAACCCCAAGUACAUUGAGGAUUUGGAAAAUGCCGGACUCAGCGUGACUUCGCUUGACGAUCAAGGUGUGCGGGUCGAGACUAUCGAACUGAAGGAUCAUCCUUUCUUUGUCGGGCUACAAGCACAUCCCGAGUUCACCAGCAAGGUGUUGAACCCGUCGCCCGCUCUAUUGGGAUUUGUCGCGGCUAGCGCCGGAUGCUUCGACGAGAUAUCGAAGAUGGCGGAAAAGAAAGAAAUGCUUGUCAACGGAACUAAUGAUGCGUCAUUCUAA
Messenger RNA from Metarhizium album ARSEF 1941, 1794 nucleotides. RefSeq names its product UTP-ammonia ligase. Gene Ontology annotation, cellular component: cytoophidium; cytoplasm. NCBI's taxonomy places the organism in Eukaryota, Fungi, Ascomycota, Sordariomycetes, Hypocreales, Clavicipitaceae. Gene Ontology annotation, molecular function: CTP synthase activity; identical protein binding. The coding region runs from base 1 to 1794 and encodes 597 amino acids. Gene Ontology annotation, biological process: CTP biosynthetic process; pyrimidine nucleobase biosynthetic process. The record is from RefSeq and is a predicted model, not a curated record. The transcript has 12 exons.